CUUACGUAGUUGUGGCAUUUUUUUCAGUCGCGUGUGUAAGGCGCGCGCGGCUGUCGUUUACUAACUUUAAUUUUCUUUUCCGAUUAUUUUUUCCCUUCGAGUUUCCCGCGCUCUACAUUUAUUUUUUUCAGGCUUUAACAAAACCUGCAAAGACUUAAAAACUGUGUGUGAAUUUUUGUGCGUGUUUAAUUGGAUUUUGUGAUAAGAAUUUGUGACUUUGUUGACAUUUUUGUUUUGAGUUUGGAUGUCUAAUCAAAGGACGUUAAGACUGAAACUGCAUCUGUCAAGCUAGGAUGUGAUUGGAACAUUAAAACUUGGUUGGGCUUGCACAAAGUCGCGGUAAUCGGAGAGAGAUGACUACUGCGAUGGCGGCGCACCAGGAAUCGAUACACGAGAGACUACAGGCUGGCCCGGAGGAACCUCUGUACCUGCACCACGCGGCGUCCUGGACCACCGACAACUCCGACCAUCAGGAGGACCACAGCGCGGACAUGUCGCCCUACUACAACCUCCCAAAGAGAAACAAGAGGAAAAACUUCAAACCGCGAUGUGCUCCCAACGCUACCACCUUCUCUGAUGACUCCAACGGCGCUAACGGUGAUGCAGAAAGCCCAGUCAACGGCAACGAUCGAACCACCCCGGACCGAGCCGCAGAAGAAGAAAACGAGGAGAGCUACGCUAAAAUUGGGAUUAAAAACUUUAGCCUUCUCAAAGCCGGAGCGGUCGAUCUCAGUCGAAGAUUGAGUGCAGAUUCGAAUGAAAAUGCAGAGGCAAAUUAUGACAAUAACGAGCGAGAUAAAAAAGAAAGCUUUCAGCGGUCGUAUUUACACAGUUUACAAAUGAACCAGGACGCUGAGAGAGAACAGACUGUUCUUAAUUUUAGUAAUUUACAAAAUAAAAGUUUUUGUGCCAAAAACCCUUUUGCUAUAUCUCAGUUAAUCAAAACGAAUUCCCCACCUAGAAGAAGGGAUUCCGAUUCGGAAGAUGAUAGUAAAAGUCAAGACAUUAAUGCUAACGAGAGAAGAGAAAGCCAGGAGGCUGUGGAUACUAGUGAGACUCAACAGAACGGUGACGCUUCUGGUGCAACUAAUAAAAUUCUAAGAGACUAUGCUAUGAACACAAUGAAAGAACUUUUAGGGAUUUAUGGUUUAUCAUCAAAUGAAGUAGCUGAUGCUAUAAGUGGCCAAAUCAGAGCUUUGGAAGCUCUUCAAGGAAAACCAUUCACCCAACUACCUCUAAGCCUGAAAAGGCGUCAUGACUCAAUUGACGGCGGAGACAGGACCCUUCGGCGGUCAUCAUCGGCUACCGAAGACGAAGGAUCCACUAAUAUCACACCACCGAAAACACCAGAUAACGACAUUGAAGCUCAAAGGCAAAGAGCACUGCAAAUUCUUAAUCAUCAAUCUAUGAGGCUGUUCAACAGAAAUCAUGAGGAAGACGGUAGCGGGUCUGAAGAAGGAGAGCAAACUCUCGACCUCAGCGUAUCUAGAGAAGAUGGCCAGGAGCUAUCUACAACUUCAAGUGCUGCUAACAGUGUAUCUGAAUUUGAACAGCAGAAUAUACUUAUGAGGAAGAACCUAGAAGAUUUAGCAAAUUUACAAAUGCAGAACUUCUUCCAAAAACAAUCAAUGAUGGAUGCUGAUGACUCACAAGAAAGAAAACUUCAAGCUAGUGGUCUGCUGUCCGCGUUGAAUCAUUUGGAUCAAGCCCGGAAGAAUUCUUUGCAGACGACCGUCGAUUAUUCUAGAUACGUAAAAAGAUACAGCUCAACGUUAGAAUGUGGUUCAUCGUACUGCAAGGAUCUGGGCUACAGGGAGCAUUUUCACUGCAUGGACUGCACUGGCCGUGUUUUUUGCAAGAAGGAAGAGAUGAUACGGCAUUUCAAGUGGCAUAAGAAACGUGACGAAUCCCUGGCCCAUGGGUUUAUGAGAUAUUCCCCUCUCGACGACUGCUCGGAACGUUUCAGUGACUGCCCUCACAACCGGAGUCAAACCCACUACCACUGCAUACAAGAUGGUUGUGAUAAGGUUUACAUAUCAACGUCCGAUGUGCAAAUGCAUGCGAACUACCAUCGCAAGGACUCAGCUAUCCUCCAGGAGGGCUUCCAAAGAUUCCGUGCGACGGAGAGCUGUGCAGCACCACACUGCAUCUUCGCUGGACAAAGAACCACGCAUUUCCAUUGCAGAAGACCUGGCUGCACUUACACCUUCAAGAACAAGGCUGAUAUGGAAAAACACAAGACCUACCACAUCAAAGACGAGGCUUUAUCGAAAGACGGAUUUAAGAAGUAUAUGAAGAACGAAGCAUGUCCCUACCGCGACUGCCGCUUCAGCAGAACCUGCAAUCACAUCCACUGCAUCCGACCACACUGCAACUAUGUUCUGCACUCAAGCAGCCAAAUAUUCACCCACAAGAGGAAACAUGAGAGGAAGGAACAGGAAAUGAGUUUUGGGCUUCCAACGUCGGUGAUCCAGAGCGCACUGAUGCAACAAGGUGCAGACCUCAGCCUCUACUCCCCUGGCAGCAAUCUCCAUGGAGACGAGGACAUGUCCAAUUCCAUGGGUGAAGGAGACUUUCCUUAUCCAUUUAACCCAGCUCUGGUAGAAGAAAUCUCCAGGAAAUACAUUGAGACUUUCAACGGCAGCAAGGACGUAGAAGAUAAAUGCCAUAAGUGCAGCGCUUUGAACAAACACUAUCAUUGCUUGGCUGACAACUGCAAAAUGGCUCAUAGCUGCCACAAUACCAUGGUAAAGCAUGUUUUGGAGCACGAACAACAAAACCAAGUGACUGAUGCUUAUUUCGUGACGUACACGAGAAACAACCCAUGCAACAACUCAGCUUGUCAGCACAUUAGGGAUAUCACACACUAUCAUUGCACCUGGGAAAAUUGCGGUGCUGUAAUACUUUCCUCAGAGGAGCAUCCAUUCAGACGUCUUGAGCAUCACCGGCAACAUGCGAUUUUGAGUCCUAUGUCUCCGAAUUUAGCGGCGAGAUUCGCACCCAACUUUACCCCGCAGUUAUCAGCACAAUUGCACCCGAACAUGGCAGCGCAACUCGGACAAGUUACCAAUUUGCCUAAUCUGCCGCCAAAUCUCGCGCAAUUGGCCCAAAUGGCGCCAAAUCUGACUUCUCAAUUAGCGCCUAAUUUGCAAGCACAAUUAAACAUGGGACCAAGCCCUGGCAUUGUGCCACAGCAAAUAAAUCCAUCGAGCUCGUUGGACGAAAUGUUCAGUAGGAAGCGAGGAAGACCUCCGAAGAAUAGAGUUGUCGAAGUCUGGACUGACAACGUAAGUGUUACUCCUCAGGCAAUUUUCACAUCGUUCAAGCUGCCCAAGAGCAACCAAAUGCCACAGAUGCCACCAGUAGUACAAUCGCCUGUUAUCCCCACCGUUGAAGAGUUUCCGCGUAUACGCUUCCAACAUUUUGAAGUUUUCACAACCCCAGAUGCGUGCAGUCAAUAUUAUUCUAACUGCAAUUUGCGGGGAACUAGACUUCAUCUACACUGCUUCUACUGCAGUUUUGCUGGCGAAUCGCACGUGGUCAUGGAAUCACAUAUGCGAGACUCACACUCCAUAAGCCCAUUCUUGGAAGGAUUCGACUAUUUCGUAUCCUUCGAACAGUGUGGUGGAAAAAGUUGCUUCAAAAAUCAACUUCGCUCGCAUUUCCAUUGCGCACAAGGAAAUAACUGCCCAGCAAUUCUAACACAAUACUCAGCAUUGGCUACCCACAAACAUGGAAGAGGCACUCCAGUGAUUAAAACUGAAACUGAGCAGGAGAAAUCUUUUGAUGAAGCCAAAGAUUAUUCGAUUAAGGAGAGAGCUUCGGCUGAUAGCGUUAGUUCAAUGAGGGAAAGUGCUGAAACAUUUACUCCCACUAACUUCUCAAUCAAAAGUGAAUUUGAGAAAGAUCAAGAUAAUGUUUCGGUAGUAAAAGCUACGGGAACAUUUUACCCUUCUUCUCAUCUGCGAAGCAAUACAUCUUCACCGAGAAGCAUUUAUGAUGCAUCACCAUCUAAAGACAUGAAGAGGAUGGAAUUUGAUCAGAAGAAACCUUUCGAGACCCCGAAAAUGACGGGACCUACUAUACCACCAUCCUGUCAUGACAGAGCUUGUCCUUUGAAUAAAAAUACCGGUGGUAUGAAUCUACAUUAUCACUGUCCACACUGCAGUCAAGCGUAUGUGGACCUGAAGUUAUUGUUCAGUCACAUGGUUAAGAAGCACAGUAAUGCAAUGGAGCCUGGACCCGUUGGAUUACAAGCCACAAAGGUAAGAAUUAGUGAGACUCUGGAGAGAGAAUAUCCAGAAAUAUCUAUUUUGCCCUCUACAGCGACUUCAUCUACUGCUCAAACGCCCAAUCCUGGUCAAAGACCUCCUAAUCCAGCAGAUCAGGUUCAGGCUGUUCAAAGUCUUCUUCUACAACAAUACUUAGCUGGUGGUCGCAAAGGUUCUCUUCAAGAUCAGCUAAAAAUGCAGCAACAAUAUACAGCUUCUCUUGCUGGUCUUCCUGGCUUAGCUCAAGUCGCGUUAUUACAAGGAGGAUCUCCAUUCUCGCUAUAUCCACCUAUGCUGUACCCACCCGAGUUAUUACUGGAACAAAGUCUCCUCCAAGGUCAUGGUCUUCCGCCAGGUCUUGAUAAGGAAGCAGAAAUGAUUGCAAAGUCCAGACGUACGGUACCUAGAGGCCCCCACGUCCGCGCCUUGAAGGAUGAACCUAUCCCUGAAGGCUACCUCCGCUUCCGGUUCAACGAAGACUGCGCAUAUCAACAGUGUGGAUACAGGGAACACCAAACUCACUUCCACUGCACUCGCAAAGACUGCGGCUACUCUUUCUGUGAUAAAACUAGAUUCGUGCAGCACACAGCCAGACAUGAGAGAUUGGACACACUUAUGGGUGGUGACUUCCAGCAAUACAGAGCGAAUGUUUAUUGCCAAAGAGCGCAAUGUCCACAUGCAUCUACAUUCGGUACUGGACAAAACAAGGCGUCCCACUUCCACUGUCUUAAGUGUGACUUCGUGUGCACCGACACCAACAAGGUGGUGGCUCAUCGCCGGCAGCAUCAGAAGCUGGACUCCAUCCAGGCGGCUGGCUUCAACAAGUUUCCGCCUAGCAAAGAAUGCGGCUACGAGCCUCAGUGCAUCCACAGCAAGAAACAAACCCACUACCACUGCCUCAUGUGUGGCUUCGCAGUGCUGGGCCUGUCUCAGAUGACGUCACACAAGUACAAACACCAGGAGCACCAGGAAGCGAACCUCGGACCAUCCACCAGCUCAACCAACUGACCCUAUACAUAACCGUAGCAUAGCAAACUGAAGCUUACUACAUAUGUGAUAAAGUCUACAAUUGUAUAUCACGACAACUGAAAUGUGUUCAGAGACAUAUUGUAUACGACAGAUGUGAAUAAGAAUUAAGAAUUCAAUCAAUGUGUAGUCCCUCAAAAAUCGUGCCUUAGAUGCAAAAUAGUUUCAGAAUAUAUUUUAUCUAAAGGCAACAUUUGUGCCAAAAUUCAUAAAGAUGACUUUGUAAAUUGUUGAUAAUGAAAGAAUACGUAUAGACACGAUGAAAGUGUAUAUAAAUUAAUGUAACUUUCAUAAUGCAUUUUAUAAUAAACAUGAAAGUUUAAAGUUAGAAAUGUGUUUUAUGUAAGUGCAUGUUAAAGAGUGUAUCCUAAUCCUGACCAAUUUAGGUGAUAGUUUAUAUAAAAGUAUUUAUAUUUAUUAAUUUCCCUUAAAAGACAUUUUUACGAAUAGUAUUACUAAUUAAGGAUUCGUAAAUUUAUAAAGGCAAAACUGGGUUCUGAACACCAUUUUGUGCCUCGGAGGUAAAAUUAUGACAAUAUUAAACUAUACUUUGCAAAUGGUUCCGAUGUGAAGAAAUUAUAAAAGAAAAAAAUAUAUCACUAUGAAAGUAACUUUAGAAAUAAAACUAAUCGUAAAAAAUUGAAAGUCUUUCAUCGGAAUCAUUUCCAAUAAAAUAGAUUAAAAAAUUAUAUGAAUCAAAAGCGUAUUUAAUGAGAGAUUUGUGUCAAUUUUAUAAAUUGUAAAUAAGAUAAGAUAUAUAAACAAAUAUGUUAAAAAUAUUGUUAAACUGUAUAAAAAAUCUCGAUUGGACAUUGUACAUUUGUACCGUGAGGUAGCCAUUUUAUGCCAUAAAACGAUUUAGUUGUAACAUGAUUUUCUGAAUCAGUAUUAGUGACAUCAUCGACCUUAGCAUUCCUGUAAUAUUCCCGUGUCCAUUCCCGUAUAGAUUUAGUUUCAAUAUCCAGGUCCUAGCUUUUAUCAGUAUUCUAGUAGUUUAAGUCCUACUCUUGUUCCUAUUCUAUCUUUUAUUCUUUGAACCAAACUUUACUGUAAUUUUAAUUUAUAAUUUUUUAUUCUUAGAUGAAGGCCGUGCCAUACAUAUUUAGUCAACAUUCAUUUUGCAAUUUUUCUUUUUUUUCUUUUGGUUUGUUUCAAAAUUUUACAUUCUACAUCAUAAUCAUUUUUAUAAUAUAAAGAUUAAAGCUAUGUAAGACCGCACUUUAUAAUGAAAGUCUUUCAUUUUAGAAACAAAAAAUGACAACAUUAUUACCUUGAUUCGUGUUAUAAUUCAUUACAAUGUUUAUUGAUUGUUUAUUUUAUAAAAUGGACGAAUAUAAAAGUAAAUCAAUCACACGACACGAUAGCAAUUAACUGUGAAACUGAAAGCAUUAAUUGAAGUGUCGGAAAAUUUUAAUUUAAAUAUUUAACGGAUACAUUGGGCUAUGAAAAUUAAAUUUUUAGGCUAUAAAAAUUGAAUUUUCGGCACACAACUCGUACUUUUACACCUGUUUUUUAAUAGUUUGUUAAUUUUUAUUUACAUUCUAAAUUUAA
Molecule: messenger RNA, 6848 nt
Organism: Aricia agestis (brown argus)
Lineage: Eukaryota; Metazoa; Arthropoda; Insecta; Lepidoptera; Lycaenidae
Gene: cas
Exons: 27
Coding region: 354-5279 (1641 amino acids)
Biological process (GO): regulation of neuron differentiation; positive regulation of transcription by RNA polymerase II
Cellular component (GO): nucleus
Molecular function (GO): RNA polymerase II transcription regulatory region sequence-specific DNA binding; DNA-binding transcription factor activity, RNA polymerase II-specific
Source: RefSeq, a predicted model, not a curated record